Messenger RNA from Perca flavescens (yellow perch), 4816 nucleotides. It is a transcript of the gene aebp1a, whose product is annotated as AE binding protein 1a. Gene Ontology annotation, molecular function: metallocarboxypeptidase activity; RNA polymerase II transcription regulatory region sequence-specific DNA binding; zinc ion binding. The record is from RefSeq and is a predicted model, not a curated record. NCBI's taxonomy places the organism in Eukaryota, Metazoa, Chordata, Actinopteri, Perciformes, Percidae. Gene Ontology annotation, biological process: peptide metabolic process; protein processing; regulation of DNA-templated transcription. Bases 417 to 3455 code for a protein of 1012 amino acids. The transcript has 20 exons.
GAAGAGGAGGAGGAGGAAGAAUAGGAAGAGGGAGGUGUGUUGCUCUGCUGCCGCUGCUGCUGCUGUUUCUGGAGAAAAUCCACUCCAGAAAGACACACUUCCUCCUCUCCAGCACGGCCAGCUUUAUAAAACUUGCAGCCCACAACAUUUUCUCCCUCUCUCCACGCCGACUCGCCAUCAGAGAGGAGGAAGCUCUCCAGACGUCCACAGGCUCAUCCUUUUGUUCUCUGCAUCCCUUUUCAAUGUCUUCUGACGCUUCCUAAAGGCUGUCUAAGAGAAUCUGUGCAUCUGCAGGUCAGAUCUUCGUCACUGUGCGUCCAAAAGUUAGUUUGAGUUUCAGGUUGUUGUUUUUUUUUUUAUUUUGGAGUGCGUCUGCUCUUUUUCGUGCCAGUGUUGCUGUUUUUCACUGGAGGAAAAUGAGGGCUGAGGUGCUGGUCAUCUGGGUGGCUUUGACCCUGUGCUGCGCUCCGGUCGCUGCUCGAGAAGAUGUGGAGGAGGAGGACAAACUCUCCGGAGACCGGGUCCAGGUGAGAGAAACCCGAGGACUGGUCGAGCCCAGGAGACGGACGGAGGAAGGGGGUGUUGGAAUGUCAGACGAGCCGGCUGAAGUGGUGCCAGACGAGAGCAAAAAACCAAAGAAAAAGAAAACACCUGAGGAAAUUGAGGCAGCCAGGGCAAAGAAAGCAGCAGAGAAGGAAGCCAAAGCAAAGAAGCAGAAAGCUCCUAAACCCACCAAGAAGCCAAAAGGCCCCAAACCCACCAAGAAGCCCAAAGCGCCAAAACCCACAAAGAAGCCCAAAGCACCCAAAGCACCCAAAGCCACCAAGAAACCAAAGGCGACUACCACAGUGCAGCCCACAACAACAAAUCGUCCGGCUCUGGACGAGGAAGAGGAGCGGCUGCUGAUUGAACUGGGCUGGGACACACUGAUUCCACCUGUGACCCCGAAGGGGCCUGGAGGGGAAGAGCCCGUCGAGCCAGGCCUCGGUGAGGUGCCAGGUGGACGCCCUAUAACCACCACUACUGAGGUCAUCAUGUAUAUACCAGAGGAAGUCACCACCUUGUACGGAGACUACGAUUACCCCGACUUGGCCGCUAAGAAACAAGAAGAAGAGGAGGAGAGAGCUCGUAUAGCAAAGGCGGAAAAAGCCGAGCGGGAGAGGAAGAAGUGGGAGGAGGAGGAAGAGGAGAGACUGAAGCAGAUCUCCGUGCCGGUGGAGCCAAAAAAGUGUCCUCCUCUGGGCUUGGAGUCUCACCGGGUGGAGGACGACCAGCUGCUGGCUUCCUCGCAGUCUCACCACGGCUUCACCGCUCAGAGGGGGCGGCUCAACAUGCAGGGCUCUAAGGACGAGGAAGAUCUGUACGGCGGAGCGUGGUGCGCCGAGCCAGAAGAGAAAAACCACUGGUUUGAGGUCGAUGCCCGCCGAGAGGUGGAGUUCACGGGGGUCAUCACUCAGGGAAGAAACUCAGAGCAACUGGAGGAUUUUGUGUCGUCCUACUUUGUGGCCUUCAGCAACGACAGCCGUGACUGGACAACAUUGCAAGACGGCUACGCUGAAUGGUUAUUCUAUGGGAAUGUGGAUAAGGACACGCCGGUGUUGGGUCAGUUCAGCCCGCCCGUGGUGGCGCGCUACAUCCGCAUCCUGCCUCAGAGCUGGAACGGCAGCUUGUGUCUUCGAGCGGAGAUCCUGGCCUGUCAACUACCCAGCAGCUACCGCAGUGAGAAUGAAGUCAACCCAUCAGACGACCUGGACUUCAAACACCACAACUACAAGGACAUGAGACAGAUGAUGAAGGUGAUAAACGAAGAGUGUCCCAACAUCACCAGGAUCUACAACAUCGGUAAAAGCUCUCAGGGCCUGAAGAUGUACGCCAUGGAGAUCUCCGACAACCCUGGAGAGCACGAGACAGGUGAGCCUGAAUUUCGGUACACAGCCGGACUGCAUGGGAAUGAGGCGCUGGGUCGAGAGCUUCUCCUCCUGCUGAUGCAGUUUCUGUGCAAAGAGUACAACGAUGGGAACCCCAGAGUGCAACGCCUGGUGGACGGAGUGAGAAUACACCUGGUGCCCUCGCUCAACCCCGAUGCUUACGAGUUGGCCUUUGAGAUGGGCUCUGAGAUGGGGAACUGGGCACUUGGCCACUGGACCGAAGAAGGUUACGACAUCUUCCAGAACUUCCCCGACCUGAACAGCAUCCUGUGGGGAGCCGAGGACAGAGGCUGGGUCCCUCGCGUCGUGCCCAACCAUCACAUCCCCCUCCCAGAAAACUUCCUCAAUGGCUCUCUUGCUACUGAGACAAAAGCCAUCAUUUCCUGGAUGGAGCGCAACCCGUUUGUGCUCGGAGCUAAUUUGCAAGGAGGAGAAAAACUGGUUGCGUACCCUUUUGACAUGCAGCGUCCAGUAAUUUCAUUAACCGACAGCCGGCGUUGGAGAAGUAACGCCGACAUGAACGAGGAGACGUGGGCUCGCAUCCAGCGGCAGAGGGAUGGAUCUCUGAGGGAGACGCCCGACGACGCCAUGUUUCGCUGGUUGGCGAUGUCGUACGCCCACAGCCACCUGACCAUGACAGAGACCUACAGAGGCUCCUGCCAUGGUGACGAUAUCACCGGGGGACAGGGCAUCACCAACAGAGCUAGCUGGGAUCCAGUGGUGGGCAGUAUGAAUGACUUCAGCUACCUGCACACCAACUGCUUUGAGCUGUCCAUCUUCUUGGGCUGUGACAAGUUUCCCCACGAGAGUGAACUGCCUCUGGAGUGGGAGAACAACCGCGAGGCUCUGUUGUCCUUCAUCGAACAAGUUAAUCGAGGGAUAAAGGGUGUAGUGAGAGACGUGGAGGGAAAUCCGCUGCCUAAUGCCACCAUAUCUGUGGAGGGGAUACGGCAUGAUGUCAAAACAGCUCCAAGUGGCGACUACUGGCGGCUGCUGAAUCCCGGCGAGUACAGGGUGACGGCCAAAGUUGACGGCUACACCCCUCAGACCAGACUGUGCAUGGUGGGCUACGACUCCGGGGCCACUUCCUGCAGCUUCACCUUAGCCAAAUCCAACUGGGACCGCAUCAAACAGAUCAUGGCGAUCAACGGCAAGAGGCCCAUUCGACUGGUCACCAAAGUCAACGCGCCGAAACCGACCGCGGCCAGCAGCCCUGCGACCGCCACCGUCGACAGUCACGCCAGCGCUCAGAACGCAGAGCGACUCAGGCGGCUCCGGAUCAUGCGUUUACGCCGGCUGCGUCAGCAGAGAUUACGAGCCGGUCUUAGCACAACUCCCGCUACCACAACCACAACCACAACGACAACGACAGCAGCUCCGACAACAAUACCUGAAACAGAGAGGACAACUUCCUGGUACGACUCCUGGUUUCCGGUGGACAGUUGGAACACCGAGAACCCGUUCGAUAGCGUCAUCUUUAACUCGGCGCCCACACAGGACUAUCCUUUUGAAUACACUAUCGACUGAUUACAACAUUCAGCGACCCCACAUCUAUGUAUACCUUACUAACCACUUCAGUUUGCUGAAACAUCACAGUUUUAAAAAAAAUAUACAUAAAACACAUAGGUCGUUAAUUAUUUAGCUCUCAUAAAGUUUUCACUCGUCGGGUAAACAUUGAGUGUGGAGAUGAAUGUGACUUUAAGGGACUGUCCAUAAGAUAAAUGUGUAGGGAUGUCCCAAUCAGAUCGGGAAGUAUCGGAGCCAGGGCUUUAAAUUAACUUUUUUUGAUCACCAGCCAACAUGGCUAGUAGAUUUUGAAACUUACCAGCCAAUCAGAUUUUCCACUAGCCACGUUUGUUUUUUCCUAAAUACUUAAUUUGACGUAGCCAAAGGUUGUACAACACGUCACGACAAAGUGUUCAUGGGAAAUGUAGGAUUAGUAUUUAAAACAGCGUUGCCAAAGAAAGAUUAGGUUUCCAAGCCAAAGACGCACAAAACAGACCAAUCUGGAAACAUUUCUGCAGUCUGCCGAUUCAAACAAACCCUGUUUCCACUAAGGCAUUUUGAGGGGCGGUUUUGGAGACGGUGCUUUCGUGUUUGGACAACCGAAGAACCGUCUCUUGGACAGGAAAACUAGCAGUACGAGGGUUUGCCUUGGUGGAAACAAGGUAACCGACGCUUUGCUUCAUUCAUCAACAGCCAAACUGGCUAGUAACUUUAAAACGUUACCUGCCAAAGUAAAUUUUUACCCGCAUUUGGCAGGUUGCCGGGUGUCAAUUUAAAGCCCCGAUCGGAGCCGAUAUAGGCACUUUUUAAAUUGAUCGGGCAUUUGCAGUCACCCCGAUCCCCUUACUCCAAUAUUUACGUCAGUCAAUUUUACACCAUUCUAAGUAAAAGUUGAUUUUAUACGCAAGUUUUACAAAAAUUCUAGGUGCACAGUUAAAUGUAUUAAGCUGAAGACAUCUUUUAGUUACUUUGUUUACUUAGUUAUAAAAAAAACGUGUGCAGCUCUAUUAUCUGGGACUCUGUAUCAGCAGAUAUUGGGAUUCAAUCCAAUUGGAUUGGGAUCGGGGGCCAAAAUAUCUGAUCGGAACAUCCCAAAUGGGUUUUUGGAAAAUUCGUCACAGAGAGGUGAUCUGAAAUAGAAAGUUUCUGCUGAGCAGAGACUAUACAGAACUGAAUUGGGUCAAUAAAACAAAGUGUAUCACAUCACAAAACAGGACACCAUAAGGUACUUCUGCGUUAGAAAUGUAUGUAUAUCUUUAUGGUUUUUUUAUUAUUUUUUUAAUUUUUUUUAAUGGCUUUACAGUGUGAUUGCCGGACUCAGUUAAUCGGAUUUCAUGUACUGCGGAAUGCAUUUGAAUAAAAUGAAGUUAUUUUCUAAAUUA